This is a messenger RNA of Exophiala viscosa, 1558 nucleotides long. RefSeq lists its product as uncharacterized. Gene Ontology annotation, molecular function: oxidoreductase activity. NCBI's taxonomy places the organism in Eukaryota, Fungi, Ascomycota, Eurotiomycetes, Chaetothyriales, Herpotrichiellaceae. Bases 317 to 1558 code for a protein of 413 amino acids. The record is from RefSeq and is a predicted model, not a curated record. The transcript has 2 exons.
GCUCUUUCGAUUGGACGCCAUUACCAACGUUGGUCUGCCGCUCCGGUAAGGUUGAAGCUUGCAUGCGCCAGGGACACCCCACCACAUCGAAGUACAUUUCCGGAUUGAAGCUUGACCGAAAGCUUGCCAUGAAGGUCCAGAUCUAGCACAGCUUGAUGAGAAGGUGUUUUGGCUGGUCUUCCUCGGCCGGGCACGCACGUGCGAUACAACUAUUGACGUCUUCCGAGUGAAGCUGUUAAGAAUGCCUGAUUCAACGGUGAGAAUGAUGUCCUAGAGACACCCACGCUCGUGCCAUCAAGGCCUUGACUCCGGCAAGAUGUGGCCGUUCAGCAAGUCUGGGUCGAACAAGUCCUAUCAACCCGUCAAGACCGAUGAUCUCGAGGACGACAACAUUUCAUUCGACCUCGACGACGGGCAAUACUCAGCACCAAAGACGAAGCGAAAAGGCCUGGUUACCACCUUUACCGGGUUCAUUGGAUUCGCUCUUAUCGUAUUGUUCCUGAUCGGCUUUGGCAUCUUCAUUACGUCGCACAAGGACCGCUCGCAAACAUCGACCGAGAACACUGCGACGGAGCCAUCGUCGCCGUCGACUGACAACCCGUCCAGCUCGGCUCCGUCAUCAAACUCAAACUCUUCUCAUUGUACCCUCCGUCGCGAGUGGCGAACGCUCGAAAUUCCAGAGAAGCACGAAUACAUUCGAGCCGUGCAAUGCCUUUUACAGCAACCGUCCCAGCUCCAACCUCCUCAUACCUUGACAGCAAAUUCGACCUUGUACACCGACUUCCCUUUCAUCCACGCCCACAUCGGCUACCGCACGCACAAUUCUGCGCCGUUCCUCCCUUGGCAUCGGUACUUUCUGCACCUGUACGAGACUGCUCUGCGCGAGAAGUGCGGGUUCACUGGUGGCCUGGUGUACUGGGACUGGACGCUCGAUGCCGCUGACUUGACCAAAUCGCCUGUCUUUGAUCCGGAGACUGGGUUUGGCGGAGAUGGAGACCCGGAUCUGCCAGUUACUCUGGGACGGAGUGGUCGGUGUGUGACGAAUGGUCCUUUCGGAGCCGGACCCGACGGCGUGGGAGUCUGGGGACAGUUCUACGAUGUCAAGUUCCUGCCGCAUUGUCUUUCGCGAGGAUUUCGGGAUGACGAAGGCAAUCUUGGGACUAUCGAUGGUAGUACGGUGACGGCAGAAAGCAUUGGGGAGGUUUUGGAUAUUGAGGGCUACGAGGACUUUGUCAAGACGCUGGAAGGCAGAGUGCAUGAUGCGAUUCCAUUUGGAGUUGCGGGUGAUUUCGAGACGUUUACCGCGCCUUAUGAUCCGCUGUUCUAUCUGCACCACACACAGCUUGACCGGCUGUGGUAUAUUUGGCAGCAACGGAAAGCGGAGCGCGUGAUGGAGUACAGUGGUCAUGAGGCCCGUCAUUCGAUUGAGUCGGCGAAAUUGACUGAUAAGAUCACGAUGGGAGGGUGGGCAGAAGAGAUUGAGGUCCGGCAGGUCAUGGACACGGAGGGAGCAAGUAAGAGUGAUGAUGAGCAGGCGUUGUUAUGUUAUCGCUACUGA